UCUCCAGGGCUGUCAUUGGAGUAACGUUGCACACGCCUUUGUACUGUACUAUCAGUACAGAAAAUAACGGGCUCCUUUGUCUAUACCAUUAGACAAUAUUGUAAAACCCUUAACCCGUAUUUAGUUUUGUGCUAUCUACGAUGACUGCACCUCUAAAAGUCUGCAUUGUAGGGUCAGGAAAUUGGGGCUCGGCCAUUGCGAGGAUUAUAGGCCAGAAUGUGCAGAAAGUGCAGAAGUUUGCCGCCACAGUCCACAUGUGGGUCUUCGAGGAGGAUAUUAGCGGCAGGAAUCUCACAGACAUCAUCAACACAGACCAUGAGAAUGUGAAGUACCUGCCUGGGUACAAGCUUCCUGAGAAUGUGGUCGCCGUGCCCAACCUGCAGGAUGCUGCGCAGAACGCCGACCUCCUCGUGUUUGUGGUUCCACACCAGUUCAUCAGGAGGCUCUGUGACGAGAUGGUGGGCUGUGUGUCUCAGAAGGCGCGUGGCAUCUCCUUGAUAAAGGGCAUAGAUGAAGGCCCAGAAGGACUCAAAUUGAUAUCCGACAUCAUCCGAGAGAAAAUGGGCAUCGACGUUAGUGUCUUGAUGGGAGCCAACAUCGCCAACGAAGUGGCAGCAGAAAAAUUCUGUGAAACCACAAUAGGUAGUAAGAACAUGGAGAACGGCCUCCUCUUCAAAGAGCUCCUGCAGACACCUAAUUUCCGCAUCACAGUGGUGGAUGACGCAGACACUGUGGAGCUUUGUGGGGCUCUGAAGAACAUCGUGGCGGUGGGCGCCGGCUUCUGCGACGGCCUGCGCUGCGGCGACAACACCAAGGCCGCCGUGAUCCGCCUGGGCCUGAUGGAGAUGAUCGCCUUCGCCAGGCUCUUCAGCAAGGACGGCGCCGUGACCUCCGCCACCUUCCUGGAGAGCUGCGGCGUGGCCGACCUCAUCACCACCUGCUACGGGGGCCGGAACCGCAAGGUGGCCGAGGCCUUCGCGAGAACCGGGCAGAGCAUCGAGGAGCUGGAGGGGCAGAUGCUGAAUGGCCAGAAGCUGCAGGGCCCGCAGACCUCCGCGGAGGUGUACCGCCUCCUCCAGCAGAAGGGCCUGGUGGACAAGUUUCCACUGUUCACGGCUGUCUACCAGAUCUGUUACGAAGGGAAGCCAGUUCAAGAGAUGAUUUCCUGCUUGCAGAGCCACCCAGAGCACAUCUAAUCGGGUUUCUGGCACUGCGUCCACCUUGCUGGGCUGCUCACGCUGAUAAGCCUGGCCAGUGUCUAGCUGGAACAGCGAGGCAGUGAAUGGGGUGGAGUGGUUAGUUAUAAAAUCAGAUGCUUGUCACCUCAGCACUGGGGAAGCAUAACAUUUCAAAUAACUAUAAAGAAAAAUCAUCCUGUGUUUCUUUUCUUUAUCUGGUACACUUUUGAGUGCAUUACAAAAUACUGUUUACACUGUAAAUGAAGUAGUACAACUUUGGUUUAUGAAUGAGUAUAAUGUACUAUUGUUUUUUUAAAUGCUGCUUUUUUACUUAUUUGAUAAUACAGAGAAGCAGACGAAGAAAUGUGUCAAUUUCCAGACAGGAUUGGAACUACAAAUUAAUAAUUCAUUUUAUAAAUAUACAGUAUACACUGUUCAGUGUAUGUUUAAUUUUCACUGUGAAAUACAAGGGUUCUUUUCUGAUUUCCUUUUAUUGUCUCUUGUGGAAGAGUAUUUUUAAGAAAGAUUUCUUCAGGUUUUCAAUUCAAUUCUUCAGAUGUUUUUAAAGUAUACCUACAGUAUAAGUAAUCAUAAUAUCAAUUAUAAGGUAAGGCUUUGGAUAACAGUCAAAGUGUGGAGUAAGAUGCACAUUCUGAAAACCAAUUUUUUAUGAUCUUCGGCAGUGGUUUGAUGUUUUGAAAUGAGAUUUUCAAUAAGUUUCUUUCAUUAAUUAUACAGCUCUGUUUUCUAGCCUGUUUUCUCACAAUACACUAAUUCCUGGGUUUUUGUUGUCGUUUUGUAAACCUAGGUUACAUUUCAUACUGUACAAACAUCUGCAGAAAGGAUCUAUUAUUUUUAAACAAUAUGUUGCAAAAUUCAAGUUCUGACAAACUAUAAAUGGGGGAUAUUGUAUGAUACUUCAGAUUAGUUGCUGCAGUAAAAUGUAAUUCUAAGCUGUUGAUCUUGACUGCAAAGUUAGUCCUUCAAUCAACAGCUGGGAAGAGUGAGACCCAAAGAGGGCCAGUUUUUAUCAAAUAAAACCAUGGGAAACUGUGAAAAAGUCUGACCUGGCAACCUUUUAUUCAAAGGCAAAUAAAGACUUAUAGACAUUGCUUUGUUCAAUAGACCCUCAGGUCUCCAGUUCAUAAUGAGAAAGCUUUAGAUUCCUUUAGAUGUGUAGCUCUUUAGUUGAAAGAACAAGCCUUACUUGCCUUGUCUUUAUUGGACAAAUGAAAAAAAGACGCUUUAUUUUUCAGUUGUGUGGCGCACAUUCUGUCCAGCUUCCAGGAGACGUGCAUCACCAGGGAUUUGUUUCCUUCGUGUACCUUAUCAAAAUGUAUUUCAAAAGCACCAGAGUUUUCUGUGAAAUAACUUGAACCAGUCACAACAUUGAUAGCUUGUGUCUGCAGCUCGUUAAAGUCUUUAAGUAGACUCUGAAUAUACUAAGGAAUGUAACAUGACAUUAAUAUGUAAUUGGAGAAUUGUUAUCAGUAAGAUAUAAUUCUGUUUUGUAUAAAUUCAUCCUUACGUUAUUCACUGUUUUAUGACUCUGGAACUAUCCUUCAUUGAACUUAAAAAUUAUAUGUGCAACAUGUUUGUUGGAAUAAAUACUCGUGUAAUUCUGUUUUUCAUGG
This is a messenger RNA of Lepisosteus oculatus (spotted gar), 2812 nucleotides long. It is a transcript of the gene gpd1l, whose product is annotated as glycerol-3-phosphate dehydrogenase 1 like. Gene Ontology annotation, biological process: carbohydrate metabolic process; glycerol-3-phosphate catabolic process. Gene Ontology annotation, cellular component: glycerol-3-phosphate dehydrogenase (FAD) complex; cytosol. Gene Ontology annotation, molecular function: NAD binding; glycerol-3-phosphate dehydrogenase [NAD(P)+] activity; protein homodimerization activity. NCBI's taxonomy places the organism in Eukaryota, Metazoa, Chordata, Actinopteri, Semionotiformes, Lepisosteidae. The record is from RefSeq and is a predicted model, not a curated record.